CCCCCCCCCACCCCCCGCGCCAUGCGCCUCACCCCCUGCCAGGCCGCCCUGGCCGCCGCCAUCGCCCUGAACCUGCUCCUGCUCUGCUCCCGCCUGCUCCCCGCCGCGUCCCCUCCGUGCCACCCCCGCGCCGUCCCCGCCUCCCUCCCCGGCGUCACCGUCAUCCUCCGCGACUUCGACGGCCCCGACCACGACGUGGCCGCCACCGCCCGCUCCUUCUCCUCCCUCCCCGGCGUCCCCGUGCUGGUGGCGGCCGAGGUGUCCCCGUACCCCCCGGUGCCGCUCCCCGCCGGCGUCACCGUGCUGUCCCUGCGGCCUCAACCCCACCGUCCCCCGCCGCGGCCGGAGCUGGCCGUGCGCACUCGCCACGUGGCCUUGGUGCCCGACGGCGCCCGCGCCGCGCCGGGGCUGCUGCGGCGCAUGAGGGACGCGCUGGAGGCCAUCGCUGAUGGCGACGACACCAAAAUGGUGGCGGCGGCCGUGGGGCGACAGCGACCGCGGUGUUUGAGCUUGGAGGUGGACGUCAAAGCGUGGACGGUGCGUUAUGGCUACCAGAGUGGACAGAGUGACCGCGGUGAGAGGUGUGGCGCGCUGGACGGCGCCCCGGCCGUGCUGCUCCUCCGCACCCGCGAUCUCUUCUCGCUGCCGUUCCCCCUGAGCUCCCCCGCGCUCACCGCGCUGUCCCUGCAAGCCGCCGUGCGCGGCUGGCGCAUCCUGCUGCUCCCGGACUCCUUCCCUUCACCCCCGCGCCCUCCUCCGUCCCCCAAAGCUCGGAACGCCGCGGCCGCGCGCCGCCGGGCGCUGCUGGAGCGAUUCGGCGUCAAGCUGGAGGUGCUGCCCGACGGAGCGCGGCGCUGGCACGGCUGCGCCAAGGACACGCCGCGUUGUUUCGGCACCAUCCGCGCCCAGACCCCCGAGUACCUGCUGGAGGGGCGCUGGACGCCGCCGUGCUGCCUGCGGGCGCUGCGGGCCACGGCGUGCCACGUGCUGGCCCAGCUGGAGGCGGCCGGCGUGCGCCACUGGCUGGAGGGCGGGUCCCUGCUGGGCGCCGUGCGCCUCGGGGACAUCAUCCCCUGGGACUACGACGUGGACGUGGGGCUGUACCGCGACGACGUCCCCAAGUGCCGCUGGCUGGCGGCCGUGCAGGCCUCGGGCCGGCCCGUGGAGGAUCCCGAGGGGUUUUUGUGGGAGAAAGCGGCGGAAGGGGAAUUUUUCAGGGUUCAUUACAGCAGAACCAACCGGCUGCACGUGGAUCUGUGGCCGUUCUACGUGGGGACGGGAGGGAUGAUGACCAAGGAGACGUGGCUGGGCCACCGGCAGGACGUGGAGUUCCCCGAGAGCUUGGUGGCGCCGCUGGGCUCCGUGGCCUUCGCGGGGCUGCGGGCCAAAGCUCCCAACGACCCCCGGGCCUUCCUGGAGUUCAAGUUCGGGCCCGGGGUCAUCGAGAGGCCGGAGUAUCCCAACCCCGCGGUCAGGAGCCUGGCCCAGGACAAUAAAACAUCCUGGUGACACCUCUGUCACCUUUGUGUCCCAACCCCGCGGUCAGGAGCCUGGCUCAGGACAAUAAAACAUCCUGGUGACACCUCUGUCACCUUUGUGUCCCAA
Catharus ustulatus (Swainson's thrush) is the source of this 1605-nucleotide messenger RNA. RefSeq names its product fukutin related protein (gene FKRP). The record is from RefSeq and is a predicted model, not a curated record. Gene Ontology annotation, biological process: protein O-linked glycosylation via mannose. Lineage: Eukaryota; Metazoa; Chordata; Aves; Passeriformes; Turdidae. The transcript has a single exon. The coding region runs from base 22 to 1509 and encodes 495 amino acids. Gene Ontology annotation, cellular component: Golgi apparatus.